Molecule: messenger RNA, 1915 nt
Organism: Scophthalmus maximus (turbot)
Lineage: Eukaryota; Metazoa; Chordata; Actinopteri; Pleuronectiformes; Scophthalmidae
Product: cell division control protein 42 homolog
Exons: 6
Coding region: 173-748 (191 amino acids)
Biological process (GO): small GTPase-mediated signal transduction; modification of synaptic structure
Cellular component (GO): dendritic spine
Molecular function (GO): GTP binding; GTPase activity
Source: RefSeq, a predicted model, not a curated record
UUUUGAAGGUGAACAUCCGGUGUGUAUCUGUCCGUUGUGAAUCUGUCCGGCUUGACGCUGCUGCUGCUGCUGCUCGCUGGUGCCAACGCCCGGCGAAACACGCACUCACCGCGGAGAGGACGUGAGCGAGCGACGAGACGGAGCGACACCGCUGGACCAUACAGGCACAGAGAUGCAGACGAUCAAGUGUGUGGUGGUGGGCGAUGGAGCGGUGGGGAAAACCUGCCUGCUCAUUUCAUACACCACCAACAAGUUCCCCUCCGAGUACGUUCCGACAGUGUUUGACAACUAUGCAGUGACCGUGAUGAUCGGGGGAGAACCGUACACCCUCGGCCUAUUCGACACAGCAGGUCAGGAGGAUUACGACAGGUUACGACCCCUCAGCUACCCACAGACAGACGUCUUCUUAGUCUGUUUCUCAGUCGUGUCACCGUCCUCGUUUGAGAACGUUAAAGAAAAAUGGGUUCCUGAAAUAACUCACCACUGUCCCAAGACCCCGUUCCUGUUGGUGGGCACUCAGAUCGACCUGCGCGACGACCCGUCCACCGUGGAGAAGUUGGCCAAGAACAAACAGAAGCCCAUCACCCCCGAGACGGCAGAGAAGCUCGCUCGGGACCUGAAGGCCGUGAAGUACGUGGAGUGCUCGGCUCUAACGCAGAAAGGGUUAAAGAAUGUGUUUGACGAGGCGAUACUCGCCGCCCUGGAGCCGCCCGAGCCUAAGAAAAGACGUAAAUGUGUUCUGCUCUAAAGCUCCGACGAGCAGCCGACUUCUCCACAACUCACGUAGGGUCACUUCUCCUGAACGAGCACAUUCCACGAUGGAACAUUUGUCUUCUGAACGACUCUGCCUGCACACACGCGCCCUCAACGUGCUGAACGUGGUUUUUAAGAUUGAUGCUUUUGGUGAUGAUUAGAGACGUGAACUCCAUAAUAUGAACGUCGACAAACUGCAGGCGACCUCAGUAGAUAUUAGUUCAGUUCAGCAGAGUUCAUUUAUAAAACAAGUGACCAUGAAGUGUUUUUUUUGUGGAUCUAAACCUUUUAAUGACGAGUUGAGGUGAGAUGCUUUUACUGUAAGUUAAUCACUUGUACUGUAUCUUCAACCCAACUGGCAGAUAAGACUUCAUGUUUCUUCCAUCACUGACGGGGCGUCUAGCGAUAUACUGUACCUACCGACUAACGUCAUGGAAAUGAAAUAUUUUCUUUUCCAGGAAUUAUUCUUUACAAAAAGAAAAGAAUUGACAGAAUUUCAGAGGGUUGGUCAGAGUCACACAGUUUCACACGUCAGUGUAAACUCAAGUCUCCUGAAAGAUCUCCUGACGUAAUGUGACAUUUCUGGGUUAUUGCUCCGUCGUAGUCGUAGUUUGCCCCCUGAAGAAAACAACCUGAUAAAUUGAUGCCCGACAAGCAGAAAUCCACGAGGCUGAAACAAACAAAGUGAACAUUCCAUUGGAAGUCAUCCAUCACAAAUAUUCCUUCAAAGAUACAUGCAAAGAGCCUGAGCACAAUAAUUUCCUACACAAGUUAAUGAGAAGAUGAUGUUUACGCCCUCGUAAAAGAACUUUUAAGAUGGAAACAACACACAUUGUGACUGUUCUUUUGAAAUUCUUGUGACGACUGAACUGACACUAUUUGCGUUUCUUUUAGCGUCACCCACGCCAAGAUGGUGGGCUUGAAUUUGAUUUGUAAAUAAUAGUGAGAAUAAACGUAUCGACUGAAUGAAAACGUGUGCGUUACUGAAAACCAGAUGUAAAGAAGCUGACGUGGACACCGAACAUCCCACUCACCAGGAGAACAACAAAGUUUCUUGGACUAUGAUUUUUAUUCCGUUUGCCAUCAGAGUUGUUCUGUAUCUCGCUUGUGAUGACGUCACAAUAAAAACAGUAUCAUGAAUAAACUUAAAGUUCAAAUACUA